This is a messenger RNA of Caenorhabditis briggsae, 834 nucleotides long. Gene Ontology annotation, biological process: tRNA processing. The record is from RefSeq and is a predicted model, not a curated record. The coding region runs from base 1 to 834 and encodes 277 amino acids. Gene Ontology annotation, molecular function: 4 iron, 4 sulfur cluster binding; FMN binding. The transcript is spliced from 3 exons. NCBI's taxonomy places the organism in Eukaryota, Metazoa, Nematoda, Chromadorea, Rhabditida, Rhabditidae.
AUGGCCUAUCAAGUGCCACCUCUUCGUCAUGAAGGGAGCCCACGUAGCAACAAGGAGCCAAUGUCAUGGCUAGAAGAGUACCUGGAAGGAAAGGAUGAAAUCCUUUUGUACAUUACAGCUGCUCUAGGAGUGAUAAUGCCGGGACUUGUCUAUCUACUAUAUCACUAUUGUCAUUCCUACUAUGAGAAAUACGCAAAAAAGAAAGAAGCACAACAAUUGGCUGAAGAGCUCGCACAGUCAGAAGCCGUCGUCAUAGCUCUUGGAAAAGAGGAUGGAACUGCGUCUCCGUGGGCAACCGUUAUCCACGAAAAACUCAGCGAAGAAAUGGUUCGGCAGCCGAAGCUUUGGUGGUCCGAUUCUCUCAACGUCAAGGAUUUGAUGGAAUUCAAAGGAUUCUGUAUAUUCAUCGCCGAGACUACGGCUGGUGGACAGCCAAUCCCCUCGUCUGAAUGGUUUUUGGAGUGGCUGGAAGACUUGGCGGCCGAUUCGAAGCUUCGAAAAAAGGCGAAUUUCGAGAAGAUUCGAUUCUCGAUUAUUGGAUUUGGUAGCAGUGAUGACGGACCAGCUGCAUUUAAUAAAGUUGCUCGCACACUUCUCAAGCGUUUGAAAAUUCUGGGAUCAAAACAAAUCACCGAAGUGGAACUUUUCAACACAGCUGAUACAGGUGAUAAAAUUAUGGAAAGAUUCGUGGAAUUCUCGUUUGAAUUGCUUUGUCAAAUGGAUAAAAAUCUUCCGGGAAGAAGUGGAGAUACCGAUUCAGAAGGGCCAGCUGCUUCUGGAUCUGAGAGUGAUUCGAACGAUGAAGAGGCAGAGGAGGACAAGAAAACUAAAUAA